Molecule: messenger RNA, 537 nt
Organism: Orycteropus afer afer
Lineage: Eukaryota; Metazoa; Chordata; Mammalia; Tubulidentata; Orycteropodidae
Product: interferon-induced transmembrane protein 1
Exons: 3
Coding region: 40-537 (165 amino acids)
Biological process (GO): response to interferon-alpha; defense response to virus; type I interferon-mediated signaling pathway
Cellular component (GO): plasma membrane
Source: RefSeq, a predicted model, not a curated record
CCCUUGUUUACGCUCGCUGGCUUCCCCGAAACCCAGGAGAUGGGCAAAGAGGAGCACGAGGUGGCUGUCCUGGGGGCUCCCUACAACGCUGCACCCAUGACCUCCACCGUGAUCAACAUCCGCAGUGAGACCUCAGUGCCCGACCAUGUCGUCUGGUCCCUCUUCAACACACUCUUCAUGAACUGGUGUUGCCUGGGGUUCGUAGCUUUCGCCUACUCCGUGAAGUCUAGGGACCGGAAGAUGGUGGGCGACGUGACGGGGGCCCAGGGCUACGCCUCCACCGCCAAGUGCCUGAAUAUCUGCGCCCUGGUCUUCGGCCUCCUGUUGACCAUUGGAUUAAUCAUUCUUUUUGCCACUGGCACAGUGAUGAGCCUCCAAGCCAUGUCACAGAUGCUGAAGAGGGAUGGGGCUGUCCUCACCCGAAUCCAGGGGAAGAACCUGCUGGGGCAUCAUUCCUUCUUGGUGGCCCAGAGGGAGCAGCCUGGGCACCUGGAUGGGCCAGAGGCAAACGGGGUGCAGGUGACUUCUGCUCCCUGA